This is a messenger RNA of Condylostylus longicornis, 807 nucleotides long. RefSeq lists its product as uncharacterized. Gene Ontology annotation, molecular function: protein binding; RNA binding. NCBI's taxonomy places the organism in Eukaryota, Metazoa, Arthropoda, Insecta, Diptera, Dolichopodidae. The coding region runs from base 1 to 807 and encodes 268 amino acids. The transcript has a single exon. The record is from RefSeq and is a predicted model, not a curated record.
AUGGAGGUUCGUUUUGCUGAAAACAAAAAGGCGCAGCAGCAACAGAAUCCUUCGGUUGGAGGCAAUCGCUUGCUCUUAGGAGGAGGAACAAGACCUCCUAAUACGUCGGGGUGGCUUGAAUACGUUUCCCCAGAAGGACGACCUUAUUACUACUCCAUCCAAACAGGGCAUACACAGUGGGAGCGCCCCGUCGAAUUAGAUGCUGUUGCGCCGCUGGUACAUGCCCCCCACCACCCGAAUGUGGUUCCAGGAGGAGUAGGCGCGCAAACGCACGGACCGCCUGGUGCGAACGUCUUUAUAUUUCAUAUUCCGAACGACUGGAGCGAGCACGAUCUCGUCGCCAGCUUCUCUCCUUUCGGGCAAAUAGUCAGUGCUAGGAUCGCGACGGACAAAGGGACUGGUCGAAGGCUUGGCUUUGGCUUUGUAAGCUUCAGCACCAUCGAGUCCUCAGUCCAAGCUGUUAUUCGCUUGAACGGAUUCUCUGUUUCGGGAAAACGGCUGAAGGUGACCAUCAAGCGUGGUGAGGAGGAGUAUGCUGCACCAUUCCUACCAGCUGGAUUUGGGAGUCAGAUGAAUAGCCCUCCUCCUCGAAACUCUCAGCAGCUGAUGAGCAACAGUCAAGCAGCUCUUCAGCCUUCUCAGAACCCCUCGAACCAGUUUGAUCGAACGACGUCCCGACGCUCACGACUCCCUUUCACGAAUACGGGGAUGACGAUGCAGAUGGGACAUCAAAUGGCCACUACGUCACAACCCGCUCAGAGAUACAGCGUCCCAAACUAUCACGGUCCACCAAAAUACUUUCAGUAA